Molecule: messenger RNA, 4916 nt
Organism: Gasterosteus aculeatus aculeatus (three-spined stickleback)
Lineage: Eukaryota; Metazoa; Chordata; Actinopteri; Perciformes; Gasterosteidae
Gene: adam12b
Product: ADAM metallopeptidase domain 12b
Biological process (GO): proteolysis
Molecular function (GO): metalloendopeptidase activity
Source: RefSeq, a predicted model, not a curated record
UAGGACCCAGCGGAGCCUGAAGCGCACAUGGCAGUGUGGCGGCUCCGGCCCUGGAAGGGAUGACAAGUCCGCUUCACUACUCCGACAUCCUCUCGCUCUGCCUCUUCUAUCGCCUUUAUUUUCGGUCAUACCCGGUAGCCCUGCCGCGUCAGCAACAUUUAGCCACCGCAUGCAUUUUGUACGCUUUUCCCCUUCACACCGCGCGCUCGCUCUCACGCCGUCGCGAGGAAAAAGUUUUUUGACAGCUUCCCUUUCGGACUGACAGAGAUGCCGCCGAGUGCGCCUCGGUGAAACUGCUAUGACCUUUGUCUCCAUCCCGUCACCUGUGUGAAGUGUGCGGUGCCGCUGCUGUCCCCCCACCUCCCCACCGCGGACCCCGGCUUCACCUCACGGCUCGCGGGCAUCAUGAGGACCUGGAGGCGGCGGAGGAACUUUGCCUUUCUGCUCUUCGCUCUCCGCGUCUGCUGCGUGUCCACGGCCACGGAGCACGGUGACGGCGGGGUUCACAGUGUGCGGGGGGGAAGCGGUCCAGAUGAGGCUAAACGGCGAGGGGAAGCAACCGAAACAGAGCGUUACGGGACCACGGUGCCUCUGCUGCUGAAGGGCGAGGAGCGUAGACCUUUCUCCCACCUGGCUGCCACGUGUUAUCCUGCGUCACUCAAGCUGCUGGUGCGUGCGGAAGGGGAACAGCUGAUCCUGUUGCUGGAGAAAAAUGAGGGUCUUUUUGCAGGCCAUUACACUGAGACACAUUACCGGGAGGAUGGAAGUUCCGUCACCGGUGCUCACAACUUUACGAAUAACUGCUACUACCACGGGGAGGUGCAGUCGCAUCCCGGCUCUGAUGUCACCGUAAGCACCUGCACAGGCCUCCGAGGCUUCAUCGCACUUGAAAACAAGACAUUUAUCAUCGAGCCGGUGUCCGGACAUGACAAUGGUGCCCACUUCAUCUACCGGGUGGAAGAACUCAAACUGACCCCAGGAGCCUGCGGCCAUGGCUUCAACGCGUCCUCGGUUGCCCCUGAAAACCACAUCCAAAACCCCUUUCAAUCCUUCCACGCGAGGCAUAAGAGGCAUGCUCAGAAGACAACCAAGUACGUCGAGCUGAUCAUCGUGGCAGACAACAGAGAGUUUCAGAAACAGGGGAGGGACGUGGAAAAGGUGAAGCAGAGACUGGCAGAGAUAGCCAAUUACGUGGACAAGUUCUACAGAGCCCUGAACAUCCGCGUGGCUCUGGUGGGUCUGGAGGUGUGGAGUGACUCGGACAAAUGUCCCGUCACCCAGGAUCCCUUCUCCACCCUGCACGAGUUCCUGGAUUGGAGGAAAGUUAAACUGCUGCCCGGGAAGCCGCAUGACAAUGCGCAACUAAUAAGCGGGGUUUACUUCCAGGGCACCACCAUUGGCAUGGCGCCCAUCAUGAGCAUGUGCACAGCUGAGCAGUCUGGCGGCAUCGUCAUGGAUCACUCGGAGAACCCGCUGGGGGCGGCGGUGACUUUGGCCCACGAGCUCGGACACAACUUUGGGAUGAACCACGACACCCCGGAGCGCGGCUGCGGCUGCAGGAUGACCGCCGAUCGCGGCGGCUGCAUCAUGACCCCGUCGACGGGGUAUCCGUUCCCUACAGUCUUCAGUACAUGCAGUAAGAAGGACCUUGCUGCCAGUCUGGAGAAGGGCGUGGGCAUGUGCCUGGACAACAUGCCCGAAGUCAAGGUGCUCUAUGGCGGCCAGAAGUGCGGCAACGGCUACGUGGAGGAGGGGGAAGAGUGCGACUGCGGGGAGCCCGAGGAAUGCAUGAACCCAUGCUGCAAUGCCACCACGUGCACCCUUAAGGGAGACGCCGUGUGCGCGCACGGACAGUGCUGUGAAGAAUGCCGGCUGAAACCGGCCGGCACCUUAUGUCGAGAGUCCAGUAACUCCUGCGACCUGCCCGAGUUCUGUACCGGCGCCAACCCUUACUGCCCAGCCAACGUCUACCUGCAUGACGGGCACGCCUGCCAGAGCGUUGAGGGCUACUGCUACAACGGCAUCUGCCAGACUCACGAGCAGCAAUGCAUCACCCUGUGGGGACCAGGAGCCAAGCCUGCCCCUGGGAUAUGCUUCGAGAGAGUCAACUCUGCAGGAGAUCCUUACGGGAAUUGUGGGAAGGACUCUAAGGGCUCUUUUGCCAAAUGCGAUGCAAGGGAUGCGAAGUGUGGUAAAAUUCAGUGCCAGGGAGGAGCCAAUCGGCCAGUCAUCGGAACGAAUGCUGUUUCCAUCGAAACCAAUAUCCCACUUCAAGAAGGAGGGCGUAUCCUGUGUCGGGGAACGCACGUUUAUCUGGGCGAUGACAUGCCCGAUCCCGGGCUGGUUCUGGCUGGAACAAAGUGUGGAGACGGCACGGUGUGCCUGAAUCGCCAGUGCCAGAAUGUCAGCGUCUUCGGUGUGCACGAGUGCUCUGGAAAGUGCAAUGGACGCGGGGUGUGCAACAACAAGAAGAACUGCCACUGUGAAGCACACAGGGCGCCGCCCUUCUGCGAGGAGACGGGCUUCGGCGGCAGCAUUGACAGCGGGCCGAUGAGACUGGCAGAUGUGCGUGCGUGUGUAUUAAUGUGCGUGUUGUCAUAUGUGGCGUCAGCCGACAGUGUGGUCAUUACCGUGGCGAUCCUGGUCACCCUGGUCAGCCUUCUGGUAACCACCGUCGUCAUCUUUCUGAGGAGGAAGACUCUGCUGCGCCUGCUCUUCACCAAUAAGAAGAGCACCUUGGAGAAGUUCAGAUCCGUGGAGGCCAACAGUCCAACCAGCCCCAUCAGGACUCAGUCCAUCUAUAGGCCGACGCCAAAGCGCAAGCCUCCACCCAAACCCUCCGGAGGCAACAUUUAUAAGCCGUCUUUCAUGAGCGCGGAGCCUCUUCUGCCGCCGCACAACUUCCACUCCCACAGCCUCCGCCGGCUGCCCGUCUACCAGCCGCUGCACAUCAGCCAGCCCAUGCCGGUGUCCCUGAGUGUGGGACAGCCCACGCUGCCUCCCCUCCCGGCCCUGCACAGGGGGCUGCCGGCCCACACGUCCCUCUCACCUCCUCGGGUGACACCUUUUCUCAGUCUGCCUCGCCAGCAGUCGUCGUACAGGGUGGACCAGGACUUUGAGAAACCCAGUGCGCCUCAGAAACCGCUUCCUGCGGACCCACUGGGGAGGAGCUCUCGACGGGGCAACAGCUUCACAGCAGCACGGGUCCACAUCCCGGGAACCGGCCCCCUCCCCGUGCCCACCCCCACCGUGCCCAGGCCUCCUCCCACCAUCCCUUUACCCAACAGGCCUGUGCCGAUGUUGCCCUACAGACCGCCCAAAGCUCCAAAGGACAGCUGAGCUUGCGACGUCGUGGACGAGUAGAUCUCACACCGACAGACUGUAUUUGCACUAGUUACUGGGACUCUGUAAGGCCUUUUGGACAGUAUCGCAGAGUUUCUGGGGGAAGGUGGCUGACAUCACACCGCGGUGCUACGUUUCUAAAAGGUGCUUUGUUGUCCUCACUCAGGUACCAAUGAACUAUUUAUCUAUUUAUUAUUUAACCGCGAUAUUACCGGUUUGUGCACAGGACUCUCAUCCAGAGGGAUUUUCUUUCCCACACAGACUUGUCACGAAAGAAAGAAAACAAAUAUUUCUUUUGCUUCUUUGCUGAUUUUUACACUUUUCCUCUGAAAUGAAAUGCUGAAAUAUAGGAUGUUUUUAUAACCAGUUAUGUUGCUUGAAUAUUUGAAGAGCCAAGCGGGUUUGUUCUGGAGCUAACGUGAAGAUAAAGGAAAAUGGAGCACAACUCGUCACAUUAUCACUGUGGCUGGUAUUUCAGUACCAAAUACAUCAUUUCUAUCCAUGUUGACACGGUGCUUAAAAAAAGGUUAAUUCAAAUCUGAAUUUUCUCCAAAUAAAACCCUCACACUACGUUUUUAUGGUGGGAUUGAUUUGAUCAGCUCAUUUUACUGCUCUUUACGGGGUCUCUUCUGUUACCUUAUAAAUUCAGGGUUAGGGGUUUAGGGGGUUUGCACCGAAGUACUUAAUAGGAAAAGCGCUUUUCGCCCAUUUCCGUCCGGCUCUGACACACAGCUCGGGACAUCGCUCCACACUCCGGAUUCUGGCAGACCAUCUCGACAGAAUUGACGGGCUGAUUGUUGUUCCAGAAGAAUGACGUCAACAGCCGAUAUUAGCUCGACAUUUACUCUGCUGUUUGUGUGCUUAACGCUCUCGCUCGCUGUGUCCUCGGGUGUUCCAGCCAAGCAGGAUGACUUCAACAACAACGCGUCCAACACUUUUAGAGCGUUCCAUCUCGAUUUGAUACUCUUGAACUCUGAGAUUAUUCAUGCAUUCAGAGCUUGGCAUUGCUCCUCCAGUUAGGAGAUGUCCUUAAUGUGAUUUGUUGUACGAGGAGGGAUUCGGCUGGUCAAAGCAUUUCAGCGUUCAGCGUGGGAUUUUUUUUUUUCUCUCCAUGUCACGGGUUCUCUUUGGAGGACGCUUUUUGUAGUUGAAGUGUUUUGGAAUGCAGCGUACAUCGCAGAGUGACGGAAGUCGGUAAAUCGCUCACGUGUACCGAAGCGAUGCUUCUCCUGUUUGUGUUUGUGAGUGCUGUUUGUAGCCGUUAAAUGUUUAUUCCAUUUGUAAAAGAAUCUUAAAUGUGCUGUGUUUUAAUUACGUCGGUGUGCCCUGUUUAAACCAUUGUAAAGAGUCAAUAUUGUAUGUUAUCAUUUUAUUAUUUUUUUUCAAAGCACAGUAAUAUAAGAAGUGCUUUGAGGUUGUGCCCCAUUGGAUCGCUGGGUGAUGAAGACAUGACUUUGAAGAGUUGGACCUGUAACUUGUGAGCCAGGGACGAAUGUUUUGGGUUAACAUUUUAAAUGAGAGAUUUUAUUGAUGAACUCGGAGCCAAAUAAAAAUCCCUUUACGGCUGUUUAUAA